AUGUCCCUCAACGGAAAAGUGGCCCUUAUCACUGGCGGAGGCAAGAACCUUGGGGCCAAUGUCGCGACACUCUUUGCUGCCGAAGGAGCCCAUCUUGCACUCCACUACAAUUCCACGAGCUCCAGGAAACCCACCGAAGAACUCGCGGCACAACUAUCAACCAAACACCCCGAGGUCAAGAUCAAGAUCUACCAAGGCGACUUGACCAGCUUCGGCAACGUAAACAAGUUAUUCAAGUCCGUCCUUAGCGACUUCGACUCCAAACUCGACAUCGUCAUCAACACGGUAGGGAUGGUGCUGAAAAAGCCGCUGGCUGAGAUCACCGAGGCCGAAUAUGACACCAUGUUUGCCAUCAACUCGAAAUCGGCAUUUGCCAUCACGCAAGAAGCAGCCAAACAUGUCGCGGAUGGUGGGAAGAUCAUCAACACGGUCACGUCCUUGCUGGCUGCAUAUACACCCUUGUACACGUCAUACCAGGGAUCCAAAGCGCCGGUUGAAUUCUUCACCAGAGGCCUGAGCAAAGAAUUGAUGGGGCGACGGAUCAGUGUCAAUGCCGUUGCACCAGGACCGAUGGAUACACCGUUCUUUUAUGGUCAGGAGUCGCCUGAAGCUGUGGAGUUUCACAAGUCGAAUGCAAUUGGGGGGAGGUUGACAUUGGUCGAAGAUAUUGCACCUAUCUUCAAGUUCUUGUGUACUGAUGGCGCUUGGAUCAAUGGUCAGACUUUGUUUGCGAACGGUGGGUACACUAGUCGUUAA
Messenger RNA from Exophiala bonariae, 756 nucleotides. RefSeq lists its product as uncharacterized. The record is from RefSeq and is a predicted model, not a curated record. The coding region runs from base 1 to 756 and encodes 251 amino acids. The transcript has a single exon. Lineage: Eukaryota; Fungi; Ascomycota; Eurotiomycetes; Chaetothyriales; Herpotrichiellaceae.